Colletotrichum graminicola M1.001 is the source of this 2712-nucleotide messenger RNA. Its product is annotated as glycosyl hydrolase family 3 N terminal domain-containing protein. Gene Ontology annotation, molecular function: hydrolase activity, hydrolyzing O-glycosyl compounds. The record is from RefSeq and is a predicted model, not a curated record. The transcript is spliced from 5 exons. Bases 1 to 2712 code for a protein of 903 amino acids. Lineage: Eukaryota; Fungi; Ascomycota; Sordariomycetes; Glomerellales; Glomerellaceae. Gene Ontology annotation, biological process: peptidoglycan turnover; carbohydrate metabolic process.
AUGCUCAUCAUGGGCUGGGACGGCACCGAAGUGACGCCCCAGAUCCGCUCCCUCAUCGAGGACCAUCAUCUCGGAACCAUCAUCUUGACUGCCAAGAACCUUAAAUCUGCUCAAGAAACGGCCAAGUUGGUCAAAGAGCUCCAGACUAUCGCUCACAAGGCCGGGCAUCCCAGGCCGCUGCUUAUCGCUCUGGAUCAAGAGAACGGGGGUGUCAACAGUCUAUUCGACGAAGACUAUGUAUGCCAGUUUCCUAGUGCCAUGGGUGUCGCCGCCACGGGGCGCGUCGAGCUGGCCUACGAAGUAUCAAAGGCUACUGCGACCGAGGUCGGGGCGUGCGGCAUCAACUUUAUGCUCGGUCCCGUCCUCGACGUCCUAUCCAACGCCAGGUACCAGCCCGUCGGGGUUCGCGCGACCGGGGACGACCCACAGGAAGUCUCUCAGUACGGCAUCGCAGCCAUCAAUGGUAUUCGCGAUGCCGGUCUGGCCAGCUGCGGGAAGCACUUCCCGUCGUAUGGGAACCUUGACUUCCUAGGCUCCAGCCUAGACGUCCCAAUCAUCACCCAGACGCUGGAAGAGCUGAGUCUGAGUGCGUUGGUACCCUUCCGCAAUGCCAUUGCCACGGGCAAGCUUGACGCCAUGUUCGUGGGGGGAUGUGGUAUUUCCAACCCUUCCAUGAAUGUGUCUCAUGCCUGUCUGUCCAGCCAAGUCGUGGACGACCUCCUCCGUGAAGAGCUAGGGUUUGAUGGCGUUGCUAUCUCAGAAUGUCUUGAAAUGGAGUCCCUUACCCAUGACCUUGGGGUCCAGAACGGCGUAGUCAUGGCCGUGGAGGCUGGAUGUGACCUGGUCCUGUUGUGCCGGGCUUACGAAGUGCAGCUCGACGCCAUCAAAGGCCUCAAGCUAGGGGUUGAAAAUGGCAUCUUCACCAAAGAACGUAUCUAUACCUCAUUGAAGCGCGUACUGCGGUUGAAGGACACCUGCACGUCUUGGCAGGCAGCCCUCCACCCACCCGGGAUCUCUCUUCUCUCUAAACUACACCCAACGCAUAUGGCACUGUCCAGAAAGGCAUAUGAUGACUCGAUCACGGUAAUCAGGGACAAGGAGAAGCUCUUGCCAUUGUCGGAAUCCAUGCAUCAGGACGAAGAGCUGUUGCUUCUUACACCGCUAGUAAAACCGUUGCCAGCCUCAAGCUUGACAAAGAGCAUCCUUCAGGCCAAGGAUGGUCAAGGGCUAACUCCAACGACUCACAAUAAAUGGCUUCACCGAGAGAAGGGGGCCAUAAUGAGUGGAGAGGGGGUGUUCAGAGAGUUUGGACGCUCACUAGCACGAUCUCGUCAUGGGAAGCUCCUUCAUACGAGUUACACAGCCAACGGAGUCAGGCCAGUCCACGAGAACCUCAUCCACAGAGCGUCCUGUAUCAUCAUCGUCACUGCGGAUGCCAACAGGAACCUGUACCAAGCUGGCUUCACGAAACACGUAGAGAUGAUGUGUUCAAUGCUGCGAACGCGCGGCCAAAAGAAGUCUGUGAUUGUUGUAGCCGUAAGCUCGCCGUACGACUUCGCCAUGGACAAGUCGAUCGGCACCUACAUCUGCACCUUUGACUUCACUGAGACUGCAAUGCAUGCCCUGGUCCGCGCUCUAUGUGGAUACAUCGUGCCAAAAGGAACCUUGCCAGGGACGCUGCGGAAGAGUAAGAAGGUGCUCAAGUCACGCCAGCACUGGAUCGUGGAAGAGUAUGAUCGCCACCGCGAUAGCCAUGGGCUCGAGGAGCUCACCAAAGCUGUUGCCCGGGCUAACAUCGCUGACUUGGGUCACUUGGAGUCGAUGCCCGCCGCGAGCUUCGAACUAUUCAAUCAAAACAUCGGGGAAGCACACUUUGUUGUCAGAAACAGCAGUACCCAUGCCUUGUACGGGUUUGCUGCCACCUACUUCAUAGACGGAAUCGGCAUUCUGGGAGCCAUCUUCGUCGAUCCUUCCAAACGCAACGUGUCGGUCGGACGAUCUCUCCACCGACGGGCGUUGCGCCAUCUCGUCGGCCAGCGAGGCGCCAAGAAGAUGCAGCUUGGAACCUCGUUUCCAGGCGUGCUAUUGGGCAUCCCCAUCGACGAGGGCGGGGUCAAGGGCUGGUUUAGCAACAACGGCUGGGACGUCCAGUUCCCUAAACGGCUAACCAACCUGAUAAUCAACGACCUGAGAAGCUGGACCAUACCCGAGGGCUUGCUGCAGAGCAUUCAGCGAGCGAACCUAAGCUUCGAUCUGAUACAUGGUCUGGACAACGCCGAAAGCGUCCUCAACCACGUUGGCAGCUGCGCGAACCCAGAGGUCUUGGAGUUGUACAGGUGCGCUCUGCAGGAAACAAAGGCUUGCGGUAUAGUGCGAGCAAAAGGACCGGGCGACACGCUGCUCGGAACCAUCAUCAUCUGCCGACCGGGCAGCCCACUCUCAACCUUUGUGCCUCCGCUGCUCUCGAAUAUGGACGAGGGGAUCGGGGGCAUCCUCGCGCCGGUUGUACACCCAGGGUCACAGGACGCCUUGGUCCUCCAGGGGCUGACUCUGAUGGGAGUCCGGCAGAACAAGGCGCACAAGUCAGCAAAGACAGUGCUUAGCUGGGUGCAAGACGACGCUUACGAACAUAUCAUGGCGAUGGGAUUUGAAAUUUUGCAGGCAUACGAGGAGCUUACGACUGCGCCGGACAACUGGACUGAUUUGAACUAG